CAAUAUAUAACUACUAGUACAUCUCAUGCACUGAAACCUCCAUCCAAAACUCCAACUAACACCAACCACCAAAACACAUUAAUUCAUUUGCUUUCUAUCUCCUCCCAUGGCCACCCAAAUCCACCGCCACCAUCUACACUUCCUCAUCGUCCCCCUCAUGUCCCAAAGCCACCUUAUCCCCAUGACCGACUUCGCCAAACUCCUCGCCGCCCACCACCGUGGCCUCACCGUCACCAUCGUCACCACCCCCUUAAACGCCGCCCGCUUCGAACCCCUCAUCAACCGAGCCACCGCUUCCGGCCUCAGUAUCCGCCUCAUCCCCCUCCAUUUCCCUUGUUCCAAAGCUGGCUUACCCGAAAACAUUGAGAACAUGGACUCCCUCACUUCCCCUAACCACCUCACACUCUUCUUCACAGCCACCUCUUUGCUCCAGCAACCCUUGGAAAAACUGAUUGCCGAGUUAGAGCCCCCGCCUAGCUGUUUAAUUACCAGCAACGCCCUCCCUUGGACUUCCGAAAUCGCUACAAAAUUCGGUAUCCCGAGAUACGAUUUCAACGCACUUUCUUGCUUCACCCUCCUCUGUUCCAACAGGAUUAAUGAUGCUGUUAUAGACACGGAUUCAGAGUCGAUUCUGGUACCCGACAUGCCUCACCGAAUCGAGUUCAAGAAAACCCAGCUGCCCCAAUUCGUGAGAAAGUAUUCCCCCCAGGUGGAAAAGCUUUUGGAUCAGGUGAGAGCGGCAAAGGCUUCUGCGAGGGGUAUUUUGGUCAAUAGCUUUGAGGAGAUGGAGAUGCAGUAUGUGGAGGGAAACAAGAAAAUAGCAGAGAAUACUUGGUGCAUUGGGCCUGUUUCUCUCUGUAACAAAGAGGUUUCGGACAAAUUUGAUAGGGGUAACAAAGCUGCCAUCGAUGAGCACCACUGCCUGAGAUGGCUGAAUUCGAAAACUCCGAAUUCGGUCAUCUACGCUUGUUUCGGUAGUUUAUGUCACAUAUCAUGUUCUCAGUUGAUUGAAAUUGGUUUGGGAUUGGAAUCGUCGGACCGUUCGUUCAUUUGGAUAAUCAGAGGAGCUGAUAAAUCGGCCGAGGUGGAGAAGUGGCUGGAGACAGAGAGAUUCGAAGAGAGGAACAAAGAGAAAGGGUUGGUGAUCAAAGGGUGGGCGCCCCAAGUCAUGAUACUUUCGCAUCCGGCUGUCGGAGGGUUCUUAACUCACUGCGGGUGGAACUCGACUCUGGAAGGAGUGUGUGCGGGGUUGCCCAUGGUAACGUGGCCGAUGUUCGCAGAGCAAUUUUAUAAUGAGAAGCUGGUCACGGAGGUGUUGGGUAUUGGAGUGAGGAUUGGAGUUGAGGUUGGGAUGCAGUGGGGCAAUGAGGAGGUCGGGGCGUUGGUAAAGAGAGAGAAAGUGAAGGCGGCGGUGGAGGAGGUGAUGAGGGAGGGGAAGGAAGGAGGAGAGAGGAGGAGGAGAGCUAGGGAGCAUGGAGAGAUGGCAAAGAGAGCAGUUGAGGAAGGGGGAUCAUCUUACUUGAACAUGACAUUGUUGAUUGAAGAUGUUAUCCAACAUGCCAAUCAAUCCAAUGGGCUAAAACUGGGAACACUAGUGUAGUUCAAUUCACUGCCUUCGGGCAUCGCCACUUGAUAUUUCGGGUUCUUCGAUCCGUAAGCACAUGUUAAUUCGAUGUUGCUUUGUACGUAACCGCGAUAAUAUUUAUCGAACAAUUAUCAUUUCUCAA
Rhododendron vialii is the source of this 1727-nucleotide messenger RNA. RefSeq names its product UDP-glycosyltransferase 73C3-like. The transcript has a single exon. Lineage: Eukaryota; Viridiplantae; Streptophyta; Magnoliopsida; Ericales; Ericaceae. The record is from RefSeq and is a predicted model, not a curated record. Gene Ontology annotation, molecular function: UDP-glycosyltransferase activity. Bases 107 to 1600 code for a protein of 497 amino acids.